AUGUGGACUCCUUUGAAUGGCUUGUGUUCCACUUCGACCACACGUUUACUUGCUAGUAUGUUUGAUACUGAAUUUAAGUAUUUUUGUCCGAUUUAUCGUCCUGUUUCUCAUGUUCAAUUGUAUCACCGCACACCUUGUAAGUAUGCAUUAUGUUUAUUAUGGUUUUUUAGCCGUUCAUUGUUUCCGGCCAUAUUAUUUCACAAUUACUCUACUGCAUACCGCACCUCGUAAGAAUGAGGUUUUCUUUUCCUCCCUUCCAAUCCAUGUGGAUGUCGUCGCGUUCAAGGCGCUGUUUGAAUGCUGA
Bursaphelenchus xylophilus (pine wood nematode) is the source of this 304-nucleotide messenger RNA. Lineage: Eukaryota; Metazoa; Nematoda; Chromadorea; Rhabditida; Aphelenchoididae. The record is from the annotation of a GenBank genome assembly.